AUGGCUUCAACUCGUAUUAUCUCACGUCUUCUUGUACCAACUACUCUUUGUCGUCUAUCAACAAUAGGCAACAUGAGCGGUCCAGUACGUCAUUUGUUCUAUCGAAAUCCAAGAAAUUUACCUGAUGUAUUUCGUGGUACGACAUCAAGUAUCUUUCGAGAUUUAGAAAAAGAAUUUGAACGUAUGCAACAACAAUUUGAUAAUUAUUUUCGAGGUGGUAGUGCCAAUGAUAAUCAAUCACUAGUCAAUUAUUCAUUUGGUGCAAAUGAAAAUGAUAUGAUUGUUACUGAAUCCGAUGGUUCUAGAAAAUUUCAUCUUGCAUUUAAUAUGCGUGGUUUUGAACCUGAAGAAGUGAAAAUUAAAACACAAAAGGGUUCAUUGAUUGUUUCAGCAAAGAAAGAAAAAAAGGCUGGUAAUAGUUAUUCACUUCAUGAAUUUAAUCAAACUUAUACAUUACCAGAAGAACUUAAACUUGAAGAUUUAAAAUCAACAUUUGCAGAAAAUGGUAUUCUUACAAUCGAAGCACCAUUACCUAAAGUCGAACCAAAAGAUCGACAGAUUCAAAUUGAACAUUCAAAAUAA
Rotaria sp. Silwood1 is the source of this 582-nucleotide messenger RNA. The record is from the annotation of a GenBank genome assembly. NCBI's taxonomy places the organism in Eukaryota, Metazoa, Rotifera, Eurotatoria, Philodinida, Philodinidae.